Messenger RNA from Funneliformis caledonium, 240 nucleotides. The record is from the annotation of a GenBank genome assembly. NCBI's taxonomy places the organism in Eukaryota, Fungi, Glomeromycota, Glomeromycetes, Glomerales, Glomeraceae.
AUGUUAAGAAGUUUUAAUCAAACAACACUGGAUCAAGAACAACCUAUUGAGGACCCUGAUGGUAGAGAAAAUGGGCAUAGUGAAGAUACAAAUGAAGCUUUUUGGGUAUUAACAAAUUCAGAAGAAGUUGUACAACUUUGUGAUGCUCGUAAGACAAAUAAAAGAAUUUCGUGGAAGGUCAUGGUUGAUGAGAUUGGGAAUGAUCUCUUGAGAACAAAAAAUAUUGAUGAAAAACAUUAA